Alternaria burnsii is the source of this 1263-nucleotide messenger RNA. RefSeq lists its product as uncharacterized. The coding region runs from base 1 to 1263 and encodes 420 amino acids. NCBI's taxonomy places the organism in Eukaryota, Fungi, Ascomycota, Dothideomycetes, Pleosporales, Pleosporaceae. The record is from RefSeq and is a predicted model, not a curated record. The transcript is spliced from 2 exons.
AUGGCAGCACCAGGGGGGAACUUCUUUAUCCAAGAGAAGCUGAAGACUCCGGCAAAGCAUCAUGAGUCUUACGAACAGCUUUGGGAGACGAAGUGGAAGAAGCCUGCAGAGAUGGGCGUCUACCCCUUCAUGUUUGGUACAGCCUCCGAUUUUGAGCCGAUAGUAGAAGAGAUGAAAUCCAGAGACAUGAAAGAGCCCUACAACUGGGACGAAUACGCCAAAAUCUACUUCCCGCAAGCCGAGAAGCUCAAAUCGAUAGCCGAAGAGGCUGAGAAGAACGGCGAGAAAGAGAAGGCAUCAGAAUACUACCUCCGUUCCAGCGCUGUUUACCGCAUCAGCCGCUUCCCUGCGCCACGCAGCGAUGUUCAACGCGAAGCAUGGAAACUAGGCAAAGAAGUCUGCAUCAAGGGCCUAGGAAUGCGUCCGCAUCCUGUGCACGAAGUCAUGGUCCCACAUCAACAUCGCAAUCAAGACGAAGGAGAACACAUACCCGUUUACCACCUCGUCCCCGAAGGCGCCUCAAAAGAAAACCCGGUACCCACCGUCAUCAUUUUCACUGGCCUCGACGGCUACCGUACUGAGCUAGCCGUCUGGAUGGAAGGCUGGCGUCGUGUAGGCGUAGCCACUAUCGUUCUGGAGAUACCCGGUACUGGAGACUGUCCCGCUACCGCAUCGGACCCCACAUCCCCAGACCGUCUCUACAGUUCACUGUUCGACUGGAUAGCCACACAAGAGCGUCUUGAUGCAAAGAAAGUUGCCAUCUGGGCAUUUAGUACCGGCGGCUACUACGCCAUCCGCGUCGCUCACACACACGCAGAUCGUCUGGCUGGCGUCGUAGCAUUAGGAGGAGGCUGCCACUACAUGUUUGAGCGCGAAUGGCUCGACAAUGUAAAUCACCUCGAGUACCCCUUUGAUCUUGCCAACACACUCGCAUACAAAUGGGGUUACGGAAACGACGUCGAAGCCUUCAAAAAGGAAGCUAUGAACAAGUUCUCGUUGCUAAACGACGGCACGUUGGACAAGCAAACAUGUUCGAGAUUGCUGUUGGUGAAUGGAACUGAGGAUGAGAUUUUCCCAAUCGACGAUUAUUAUCUUGCGUUGCAACAUGGUGCGCCCAAGGAAGCGAGGUUUAUAACGGGUAUCAAGCACAUGGGAGAGCCGGAGAGCUUCUUUGUUAUCAUCAAAUGGCUGUAUAGGUUGUUUGGUAUUGAGGCCGAAGUAGGGGCACAGAUGUCGACGUUGCCCUUCAAGCCAAAGUACUAA